Messenger RNA from Cottoperca gobio, 2645 nucleotides. It is a transcript of the gene rap2aa, whose product is annotated as RAP2A, member of RAS oncogene family a. Gene Ontology annotation, molecular function: GTPase activity; GTP binding. The record is from RefSeq and is a predicted model, not a curated record. The coding region runs from base 652 to 1203 and encodes 183 amino acids. Gene Ontology annotation, cellular component: membrane. The transcript is spliced from 2 exons. Gene Ontology annotation, biological process: signal transduction. Lineage: Eukaryota; Metazoa; Chordata; Actinopteri; Perciformes; Bovichtidae.
UAUUUUAUUUUGCCUCGGUACGGGAGCCGAGCGGGGACCAGCUGGUUACGCAGCGGCCGUGGGUCUCCACCCGAGAGUAUGGCGGCUGGGAUUGCUCCGGAAAGCGAGGGAGAAGCGGAGACAUGCCAGAGAUGGUGAAAAAGAAACAAAGAGACGCAAGUUCUUUAAUGAAGUGUGGAGAUAGUUUCAGUAUGUGCUGUUUUCCUGAGGUGGCAUCCGACUUGAAAAAUUGCUUCUGCAGUUAAUUCUAGCGGGCUUAAGCCAGCGUUUUUCCAGUGUCCUCGAUGGAGCAAGUUUGUUUUUUUCUGAUGCAUAGACAGGGGUGAGUUAAGCAGAUGAAAACCAGCACGCUCCACAUCAUCGGGCGAUAUUUUCUUCCUCCCUGUGCACAUUUUCGGACAAUUGCACUCCUCGGAUGCCCGUAUAGCUGUCAGUGUCUGGUCUGCAUCGGGGAAUUUCUACAAUGAAAUCCAUCUUGGGGCACCGAGUCUUUGUGCUCUGCCAUAGCUGAGCAGCGGCCAGCAAGACUGUAUUAUUGACAACCCGUUCAAAAUGGGACACGAAUAGUGAAUGUGAUUCGUGCGGGAACAUUUUGAGUUCAUUUCAAUGACGCGCGGAGAUUUGAUACUUUACUAUUUGAUUUAAUCCACGAUGCGCGAGUAUAAAGUGGUGGUCCUGGGCAGCGGUGGGGUCGGGAAAUCCGCCCUCACUGUGCAGUUUGUCACCGGGACGUUCAUAGAGAAGUACGACCCCACUAUAGAGGAUUUUUACCGCAAGGAGAUCGAGGUGGACUCGUCACCCUCGGUGCUGGAGAUCCUUGACACCGCUGGUACCGAGCAGUUCGCCUCCAUGCGGGACCUUUACAUCAAAAACGGUCAAGGAUUCAUUCUGGUCUACAGCCUUGUCAACCAGCAGAGCUUUCAGGACAUAAAGCCGAUGAGGGAUCAGAUCAUAAGAGUGAAAAGGUACGAGAAGGUUCCUGUGAUCCUGGUGGGGAACAAGGUGGACCUGGAGAGCGAGAGGGAGGUAUCGUCCAGUGAAGGUCAGGCCCUGGCCGAGGAGUGGGGCUGCCCGUUCAUGGAGACCUCGGCCAAGAGCAAAACCAUGGUAGACGAACUGUUCGCUGAGAUCGUGCGGCAGAUGGACUACGCCGCCCAGCCAGACAAGGAUGACCCCUGCUGCUCCUCUUGCAAUAUACAAUAGCCCCGGGAGCCUCCAGGAACGCACCGGGCUAAAAGUCUACUUAGAAGAAGCUACUGCGACCUGCAGCAGAGAGACACACACUUAGACACACGCACACACACACACACACACACACAUGCACAAGCCAAUUAAACGGAAGAAGAAAAUUCAUGGUUGAACGCGAUGGAUUUGAACUCCACUGAGCGUAAAAUCAGCAGUGACAUGAUUAUUAAUAGCGACAUGUGAGUAAGGAAUACAUUUUGAAAGAGGAAUGCCAGGAAUUUGCCGCAAGAGAAAUUGACAAAUGAGAAAAAGGAACGUGCCCUCGCCUUAUGUUACUCUCUGUUGUUUGGGUUUGUUUUUAUCCUUUUCAGUUCAGGGGGGAGAAAUCAUCAGCAAACAGUCACAGAUCAGGAUAUUUACUCUUUAGGUUGUUCUACAAUCUGGUAUAAAUGUGUUUUGUUUAUUACAGAAGGUGCAUUUCUUUGUUUCCAUGACUACUGUGCACAAAUCCACUAACACAUUUCUGGGAUCCAGUUGUUUUAAAUAUUAAGGACUAUUUGAUUUACAGUAUACACACAUUUUUCUCCCAGCUUAUGUUGUGCAGUGGUUGGUGGGAGGCCGUUCUACUCGUCACAGGGCUGAACCAAAGAGGUGACAUGGAAGCCUCCCAUUUUCUUUCUUUCACUCUUUAAAAAAGGAAUAGAGAGAAAACGGUAGAUAAGUCAGUAUUAUUCUUGAAACAUGGGUGCAGUCAACUCUUUCCUAUUUUCUCCCUUUGAGAUACAAUAGCAAAACAAUAGCAGAGUCUUUCACAUAUCAUGUGAUGUUUCAUUUUCCUCUCUGGGAGACUCUUGACAGCAGAUUGCCGAGUAGUAAUAUAACUAACUGCUUCAUCCUGAUGGGACUAAGAGUUCAUUUUUUUCAGUGUUUGAAUAUCUCUGCAGACUCUUUUCAGGAAUGGGUGACAUUUAAAGUGAAGAUGCCAACAUUUGUCAUACUAAACAUUUUUAUUUUCCUCCACCGAUCAAUAUGAAAUGGGGUUUCUACAUCCUGAUCCUAUUCUGUAUGUGCUCAGUAUUCAAAUCCAUAGUAACGACGAAGGCCAUGAUAAUAAGAAUAAUAAAUGGUAGUGUAAAUAUUUUGUAUUGAAAGUGCCAGCUCCUGUGAAGACACUUGACUCAACACAUGUGGAAUUGUCAACUGUAUGCAUGGCUAGUAAACAAAACAAAAAAGGACUCUUGUUUUGAGAUAAAUAUAGGGUGUGGAAAUGUGCAAACUAAACACAUACAUACUGUCUCAACUGUACAUCUGUGUUGCGACGGGAACCAGACUUUCCCAGUGUAACCAUUUUCAUUGUUGAUUUUCUAUUUUUUUAUGUGACUCAUUUACUCUUCAUUCCCUCUCUGAAUGGUGACACUGUUACCUUUGACACCUAAACAAUAAAAGUGCGUUCAACACUC